AUGCCUCACCAGAGCUCCGGUGCCGCCGCCGACGAGCACCCCGCGGCCGUCGUCGAUCCCACCACCUCGUCCGCACCAGCACCACCACCGUUUGACGCUGCUGCCGCCGCCGCCGCCGCCGCCGCCAACAAGACGCGGCGCUCCCACCGCAAGUCCCGCAACGGAUGCACCGAGUGCAAGCGGCGGCACAUUCGCUGCGACGAGCACCGUCCGGUGUGCUCCAACUGCGUCAGCGCCGACCGCCGCGCCUGCGUCUUUCCGCGCGGCCCCAGCAGCAGCAGCAAGCCGCCUGAUCCGACCAACAGCGGCGCCGGGACAUCUUCACCCAGCACCAGUCCCGCCAACAACAACAACAACAUCACGCCCCCCUCCCCGCGCCGCGAUUUUCCCUUUGACCAAGUCUGCGGGCCCCUGCCUCACCCGGGCGGCGGCGGCGGCACCUUUCGCCGGAGCAACUACACCUAUUAUCCCAAAAACGGGAAUGCCACCGCUGCCGUGCCGCCGCCCACACCACCAGGCCACCACACGGCCGGACUCGACGCCGACGCCUCCGUCUUCUCCCCGUUUCACCUGCAAAUCAUGCACCACCUACAGACCGUCAUGAUGCCGGACCCCACCAUCAACACGAGCAACCACUUCCAGCAGUUUGUCGACAUUGCCAUGCGCCACGCCCUCGACGCCCCGUACCUGAUCAACGAGCUGCUGGCCCUCGGCGCCGUCCACAUGGCGACGCAAAAGGAGAAUCAGCUGCUACAGCAGCAGCAGCAGCAGCAGCAGCAGAACCAACAAACUCUCGACAGCAACGGCAGCAGCGCCAGCCACGCCCCCGCCGUCCUACCUCCCCUCCUCCCACCCCACGGCUCGCCAGCGUCGACAUCCUCUCCCUCAUCCGCCUCGUCGUCCGCCUCGUCGUCGACGCUCCUCCCGUCCCUCAGCACGGCCACGGCGGCGGCCGCGCACCCGGUCGUCGCCAACCUCCGGCACCAGGCCACGGAGCUGCAGACGCGUGCCGUGGCCAACUUUACGCGUCUGACGGCGCACCUGCCGCCCGACGACACGGCGUCGUGCAUCCCGCGGUUCCUCUUCUCGUCGACGCUGUCCAUGCACGCGCUCGCCGACUCGCUCGCCGAGCUGCGCGCCGCCAACGCCGACUUUGACGGCUUCAUCGACCGCUUCGUCGACUGCUUCAACCUCUACCGCGGCAUCCGCGCCGUCAUCUACCCCACCUGGCGCUUCCUCUCCGACUCGGAGCUCCGCCCCCUGCUGCAGGUCACGCGCGAGGCCAACCUCGGCAUCGUCGCCCGCGGCCGCGAGUGCGAGCCCCUCCGCGCCCUGCUCGACCGCUCCGACGACCUCGCUCCCGCCAGCGUCGACGCAUGCCGCGAGGCCGUCGAGAAGCUCCAGUGGGCCUUUGACCUCCACAACAACCUCCCCCGCGACAGCGGCCAGCACGCCGUCUCCGCCUUCUCCGUCAUCCUCGGCGCCGACUACGUCGACGUCCUCCGCAAGCACCGCCCCGAGGCCCUCAUCAUCCUCUCCUACUUUGCCGUCCUCCUCCACCGCUGCAGACACUUUUGGAUCUUUCAAAACUCAGGCGCCUGCAUGAUCAAGGCCAUUGCCAACCACAUUGGCUCCUACUGGCGCGACGCCAUGGUCUGGCCCCUCCAAGUCAUUGAAACCGAAGACUGCUAG
This is a messenger RNA of Cordyceps militaris CM01, 1692 nucleotides long. Its product is annotated as C6 finger domain protein. Gene Ontology annotation, molecular function: DNA-binding transcription activator activity, RNA polymerase II-specific; zinc ion binding. The transcript has a single exon. The record is from RefSeq and is a predicted model, not a curated record. Gene Ontology annotation, biological process: regulation of transcription by RNA polymerase II. NCBI's taxonomy places the organism in Eukaryota, Fungi, Ascomycota, Sordariomycetes, Hypocreales, Cordycipitaceae. The coding region runs from base 1 to 1692 and encodes 563 amino acids.